Molecule: messenger RNA, 6809 nt
Organism: Columba livia (rock pigeon)
Lineage: Eukaryota; Metazoa; Chordata; Aves; Columbiformes; Columbidae
Gene: ENOX2
Product: ecto-NOX disulfide-thiol exchanger 2
Exons: 15
Coding region: 100-2139 (679 amino acids)
Biological process (GO): ultradian rhythm
Cellular component (GO): plasma membrane; external side of plasma membrane
Molecular function (GO): RNA binding; oxidoreductase activity
Source: RefSeq, a predicted model, not a curated record
AGCGAGGCGACAGCCAAUGGGCGUCCACAGUGGCGCGCGCGGAGGGGCCGGUGGAGGGGUCAGUGGAGGGGUCAGUGGAAGGGUCAGUGGGCGGUGCGGAUGUUCGCGGAGUGCGGCUGCGGCGCGGCCGGGCCGGGCCGGGCUGGGCCGGGCGGCUUAAGCCAUCUGUCCUUGAACCCUGCCAGCAAUAACAAGUCUCUGCAGCUGGGCAGUGCUGCUGGCCCGCAGGUGGUGGAAAGCCCAGCUGAGAAUGGAAGCGACCCAGGCAAGAAGAGGAAGAGAGCAAAUGUUCCUGCAGCAGAUGGUGGCAGGAAUCUGAACCUCGACUCUGUUCUGAUGGGCUUGCCAAUGUCAGACCCGACCGCCUGGGCCACCGCCAUGAACAACCUGGGGAUGGCUCCCAUGGGCAUGACAGGACAGCCCCUCCUGCCCGAUUUUGACCCAGCUCUCGGGAUGAUGACCGGAAUCCCUCCCAUCAACCCCAUGAUGCCAGGUUUGGGGAUCGUCCCGCCGCCCAUCCCUCCGGACAUGCCAGCUGCCAAGGAGAUCAUUCACUGCAAAAGCUGCACCCUCUUCCCACCUAACCCACAUCUUCCUCCUCCAGCAACAAGAGAGAGGCCCCCAGGGUGCAAGACGGUGUUUGUUGGAGGCCUGCCGGAGAACGCCACUGAGCAGAUCAUUAUGGAGGUGUUUGAACAGUGCGGGGAAGUCAUAGCCAUUCGGAAGAGCAAGAAGAACUUCUGUCAUAUCCGCUUUGCUGAGGAGUUCAUGGUGGACAAGGCGCUUUAUCUUUCUGGCUAUCGCAUCAGGCUGGGCUCCAGCACUGACAAGAAGGACACCGGGCGCCUGCACGUGGAUUUUGCUCAGGCUCGGGAUGAUCUGUACGAGUGGGAAUGUAAGCAGCGCAUGCUGGCGAGGGAGGAGCGCCACCGCCGGCGGCUGCAAGAGGAGCGAUUCCGCCCGCCCUCCCCGCCUCCCGUCGUGCACUACUCCGACCACGAGUGCAGUGUUGUUGCUGAGAAACUGAAGGAUGACACCAAGUUCUUGGAAGCCAUACAGACCUUGCUGACCUGGAUAGAGCGUGGAGAGGUGAACAGGAGGACUGCCAACAACUUCUACUCCAUGAUCCAGUCGGCCAACAGCCACGUCCGCAGGCUUGUGAAUGAGAAAGCAGCUCACGAGAAGGAGAUGGAAGAAGCUAAAGAGAAAUUCAAACUUGCUCUCUCAGGGAUUCUGGUUCAGUUCGAGCAGAUAGUGGCCGUGUACCAUUCUGCCUCCAAACAAAAGGCUUGGGACCAUUUCACGAAAGCUCAGCGUAAGAACAUCAGCGUGUGGUGCAAACAAGCAGAGGAAAUUCGUAACAUUCAUAAUGAUGAACUAAUGGGUAUUCGAAGAGAGGAGGAAAUGGAAAUGUCUGAUGAAGAAAUAGAAGAUCCGUCAGAGAUGAAAGAAACAGAAGAAUCAGCGCUGGUAUCACAGGUGGAAGCCCUGAAGGAAGAGAACGACAGUCUGCGCUGGCAGCUGGAUGCCUACCGGAACGAGGUGGAGCUGCUGAAGCAGGAGCAGGGCAAAGCCAGCAGGGAUGACGACACAACCAAGGAGCAGCAGAUGAAGCUUCUCCAGCAGGCUCUGCAGGGGAUGCAGAAGCAUCUUUUGAAAGUACAAGAUGAAUACAAGAAGAGAGAAGCUGAGCUAGAAAAAGUGAGAGAAGAAAAACUGAAAAUGGAGACAUUAUUAGAAAACCUGAAGGAGCAGCAGAGCAUAGCAGAUGAAGAGGACAAGGAGAGAGAUGCAGUUGAUUGUCAAGGCAAUGAGAGCAGCGCAUCCAGAGUUUGUGCGUGCAGCCAGGAGAAGGAAUGUCCGGUUGAGAAGACAUUGAGCAACAGUCCUGUGAAAUCUGAACGAGAAGUUCUGUUAGUUGGAAUCAUUUCAACAUUUCUUCACGUUCACCCAUUUGGAGCAAGCAUAGAAUACAUCUGUUCCUACCUGCAGCGUCUGGACAGCAAAAUUUGCACCGCAGAAGUGGAAGUUCUCAUGACUCGACUGCAGAACACGUUCAGGCAGGAGCUCAGUGGGGUCGGGGCCAGCCUGGAGAAAAGGUGGAAGUUUUGUGGCUUUGAUGGGUUGAAAAUGACUUGAGCUUCGACUUAAUGAUGAAAACGACAGCGGGAUACGUACACCAAGAAAUCCUCUUACCUCUGUUCAUUAUGAUAGUGUUGCACGCAUCAUGGACUCGGGUGGGAUAAUAUGUAAGUGAAACUGUACGUCCAGAGCAGCAAUGGAAGAAACUUCAAGUUCUGUAGCUUCUUUGUUCAGUUAUUUGGUCAAUAUAUUUUGUGAAAAAAGUUCCUGUCUGAUAUUUUUAAGCACAACGUGUUGACUACCUGUUUUGCCGAUGUUGUACGUGUUUUGUGCACCCAAAUCUCUCAUUCUGAACCUUCUUUUUACCGGUAGGAACAGCCAUAGACUGUCCUCGUAAGCAACAACAAAGACGCAUUUCCUGGUUUGUAGAACCACCAAAAGGAAAGAAAAAGACUUUUUUUUAGACAUUUCUAUGAUAAAAAACUGAGAUAUGUUUACACAGAAGAAGAUUUAGAUGUCUCAGUUCUCUGAGCCAAACAAUUGUUUCUUUUUCUGCUGUUUUCUCUACUAAUGGUUUAACAAUUAAGCUGAGAGUUUAAGGAGCCCAGUAUGAUUCUGGCAGUGUUCUGGUGGUCUGAAUUGCAGUGUCACUCUGUAAAUAAUUUCUUACAUAAUUGUAUUUAGUUUUCUAUUGAUCUGGGUGGAGCAGAGCGCCUACAUCAGACCUCUGGUUUAGUAACGACUUACCACCACCGUUCUCCACCCGCUUUGCUUUGCAGACUGAGCUUCUGGAAAUGCUACAAGCAGCACAGACUUUUCUCCUCCCGAAUCUUCCCAAAGGCUGUUCCUCAUGUUCUCAGUGAAUGUCAGGCUCCUCCCCACCCCUCUGUGGAAGGUUGGUAAGGUGUGGGGUGAAAUGCCUCGGCCCAUCGAUCCACGCAGUCCAGAUCCCUCUGCAGAGCCUUCCUACCCUCAGGCAGAUCAACACUCCCCCAGCUUGUCUGCAAACUGAUUGAGGGUGCACUCAAUCCCCUCGUCCAGAUCAUCGCUAAAGAGAUGUCGAGGGUUUGAUUGCGGGGUGACAAUAAAACCCUGGCAGGUGUAUUGUUAACCCCCUCUCCCGCCACUUUCCCCCUUCAAUCCCCCCUCUCCCCCUUCCCACUCAGCACAGGCGAUCAGGAGGGAAAGAAGGACGGAGAGAAGAGAGUUGGAAAAUUAACAAUGUUUUACUAAUGCUACUGAUAAAAUAGAGAAAAUAAUACAAAAUGUACAAAACCAAUCUUGAAAGUCUCAGCAGCUGCAGAGCCGGCACCCGAAGUCCUGGACUGGACUCUGCAGCCAACCGGAGCUGGAUUCAGUCUGUCACUGGCCUCAGUUCGCAGGGACGACUCGCAAGGUCCUCUCCUAAUGUCGACCAUAGGGAAAAGGGACGAGAUCCUCGUGAUCUCCCACUUUUAUAUGAAGUAUCACGUGAAUGGGAUGUUCUACACAGUUGGUCAGUUUUUGGUCACCUGUUUCUCGUUGCCCCUCUCGCGAGAUGUCCAUCCAUCCUUAUCAAUAACUUCACAUUCUGUUGCUGUGUUUACCAAAACAUGUAUCUGGUUCUCCAGGAAAAUGCAGCUCAUAUGAAGCUUUAGCUGACAGGCAAAUUCACUAAAAGAGAAACUUGUUUUUAACAAAACCAGGACAAGAGAUUAAAUAGAACUGGCCCCAGCACCGAGCCUGGGGGGCACCACUCAUGACUGGCUGCCAUUUGGAUUGUCAAGCUCUAGACAGUCAAACCCUCCUCCUCUCCUCGCCUCUCCAUGCCGAGGAGACUCCAGCCAUCCAAUGCCGCACUCCAGUUGUGCGAGUCGGCCCAGCAGGUUUCCACGAUGGCAAGGAGAUGACAGUUUUCCUGCCGCACGCUGGCUUCCAGCUGCUCCUGCUUGUUGCCCACGCUGCGUGUGUUGGGGUAGAUACGCUUCAGUUGGGCUGCUGAUCUUGCCGCCGUUUUGAGGGGAGCAGCCCCGGUUCCUAUGUGACUGUUCUCAGUUGUCUCCCCGGUUUGUAACACAUCAAUGACCUUUGUGUCUUUGCGAUGUGGAUCUCCAUGCCCUGCCCCACUGAGGAGGCAAAGGUGCUGUGUGCAUUACUGCACAGACACUUCCAGUGUGAUCCAGCGUACUCAGCAUGUUGUGGGGCAGACAGAAGGACCCGCUAGCACUCUGUCCUUCAACUGUUGGUGUGCUGCCCACACACUCAUCUCUGCUGAGCCUGGCUUUAUGCCUUUCCCCCUUCGAAUCUAGUUUAAUGCUCUUCCAAUGACCCCUGAAAACUCCUGUGCAAGGAUCCUUUUCUCCUUUUGAAAGGGUCUGUCACCAGCAGCCCUGGUGUCGUUUAAACUGACCCAUGAUCCAAAAAAACCCAAAUUGUGCCUGCGACACCAGGUAUUGAUCUGCUGGGUCCUUCUGUUUUUCCCCUUGCCAUUCCUAGAACUGGAGGGACAGAAGACACUACUUGUGCUCCUGAGCCCUUGACCAGUUGUCCCAUGGUUCUGAAGUCUCUCAUGAUCACCCUUGGACUUCUUGUUGCAAAUCCAUUGCUACCUACCUGAAAAAUCGAUAACAGAGAAUAAUCUGAGGGCUGUAGCAGGGCAGGGAGGUUUCACAUCUUUAAUCCUGGCCCCAGGGAGGCAGCAGACUCCUCUAAGAAGUGAGUCUGAGCUGCUGGGCUUUCAGUUCCCCUCAGAAGGGAGUCUUCUGUGACAAUGACCUGCCUUCUUUUCUUUAUGGAAGUGGUUGUGAUACAGACUGUAGACUGUUGUCACGGUUGAGACGGACAAACGACAUGGACCAAAUUCUUUCAAGAUGAAAGUAAUAGGUGCCAUUUAUUGCUACAAGUGCAUUUUUAUACAAUUCUACAAGUUCAUGUGUCUUUUCACCAUUGGUUACAAGUUACAGCACUAACAUCUCAUGGGUUAAUUUUUCUGUCAUCCAUGUUAUUCUUCUAUCCCCUUCUCUCUCACGGGUACAACUCCAUAUCUCCGGAUACUCCUUUACUCCCAUCCUUCUCAAGGGUAAAUCUUCAUAUCUUCAAGGCUGAUCGCUACUCCCAUAUUUUCUGUCAAGGAUUCCACAGACCCGCUGCAGUUUCCCACAGACUGUCUUAACCAUGGUGACUUCUCCAAGCUGGAUCAACAAUUGUCCUUAUUAUUGUUUGGUUCUGCUUGCAGAGCCUUGUACCCAUCAUCCGUGUCUGCCUCGCAGGUGGGAUGGGCACGGAGGAGAUGGGCCUGUUGUGCCAGGCAGGGACUUGUCACCAUUGUCCUCCUGUCCCUUUCAGUUACUAUGUUCAGCAGGUGGCCUGUGUUCAGCAGAGACCUCUCCUUAGGAAAAGGAGGAAAGAAACGGCUGCAAACUGGACUGUUGUGGAGCGCAGAGGGCAGCCAUGGAGUUAGGAAGGCAUGUCUUGACUCUGCAUCCAGAGCAGGCUAGCUGGAUGAAUGGGGUGCGCUGGCUGCAUUGAAUAUAAAAUCAUGGAAUUGUAGAACAGUUUAGGUUGGAAAAAACUUUUAAGAUCAUCGAGUCCAACCACAACCCACCCCUGGCACUGCCCCAUGUCCUGAGAACCUCAUGUCCGUCUGUCCAGCCCUCCAUGGCUGGUGACUCCAGCACUGCCCUGGGCAGCCUGUUCCAAUGCCCCGCAGCCCUUUGGGGAAGAAACUGUUCCCACAUCCAACCUCAACCUCUCCUGGCGCAACUUGAGGCCAUUUUGUCCCAUCACUUGUUACUUGGGAGAAGAAACCAACCCCUUCCAUGCUCCAAGCUCCUUUCAGGCAGUUCAGAGAUCAGAAGGUCUCCCCUCAGCUCCUGUUCUCCAGCUGAACCCCCAGGUCCCUCAGCCGUUCCAUCACACUUGUGCUCCAGCCCCUCACCAGCUCCGUUCCCUUCUCUCCACUCGCUCCAGCACCUCAAGGGCUUUCUUGGUGCGAGGGGCCCAGAACUGACUCCAGGAUUCGAGGUUUGGCCUCCCCAGUGCAGGGGAUGGUCACUGCCCUGGGCCUGCUGGCCACGCCAGAGCUGGUACAAAAUGUGGAAGCCAAUGCAGCAGAAAGGCUCGUGAGGCCCCAGCGCUCCCCAGCGUCGGCCGCAGGGUGUGAGCUGGGAGUUGUGGCUCGGACAGGCCAUCCUGGGCAGCGAGAGACCCCUGCGGUGGGAGCUGCUGUGGCUGUGGAGCUCCUCUGGGGAGCGGCUCAGACUGUUGGCUGCAGUUCCGUGGUGGAGCGGGCAGGUUGUUCUGUGGGGCAGCGGGAGGGAGUGGAGCUGGGACCUGUGGAGCAGAUAGGGGCCAGAUGAGUCCUGGGUCCUGCUGCUUCUCCUGCCCAGGCUUUCUUCACCAAGGCCCUUCCAGAGGGACUGGGACUUCCUUGAGGCCUCAUCCAUUCUGCAGAUGGGCUCCCUGGACAGUGAGGAUGCGAGUGAGAUGCCACUGCAGGUACCAAACCAUCUGUCUCCAGGGAGAGCCCUGGGAGCCGGGGAUUCCCAGGGCUGGAGCACAGCUGGUUGGGUGCAGGCCGCGGGGAGGGCGAAGGGACCCUUUGGUCAGGGUGGGGAUGCUCACAGGUGGGGCUGCCUUCCUUGCUCCUGACACUGGAGGCAGGUUAAAACCCUUCUGAAGAAAUGUUCUGAAUAGUGUCAUUGCAGAUGAACUUUGUAUUUUUAAGGAAUAAACAUUUUUUAUGGGCA